AUGCCAACUUCUCCUCCUGCCUCUGCAAAGAACAGAGAGAAGGGAAGGGGGCUCCGCACAGGCGACAAAAGGGGGACUGCGAGGAGAGCCGCUGCCGAACGAUCUUUGAAAACGGGCACCCAACGCUCGCAGCCAGAUUCGCAGCUUCAAGGGGCAUCCAGGCUCGAAGAUGUGUCAACCGGCGCUAGAACGGCCACCAUCAUUUUCAAGGCUCGCGAGCAAGGGAAUUGGGUCGACACUUAUAAGAUGGAUAUUAACCCGUCCGAGCCUUCCGACCGGUCCAUGGUGGAGCGAAUGGCUAAGAAGGAUGCUCGGAACCGACUGGCGACCUUCUAUGACAAGGACUUGAAACCGAUCGCUCCUGUACAGUGCUGUGACGCGGCCAUCGAAGAUGGGACCGACACCAUCUUCAUGGUGUUUGGCGGGGAGUUGAACGUCGACGAAGAGAUGUUGGCGUCUGUGUCACAGUAUGCCGACAGCGAACGAGAACGAGAGAGAAAGACCAAGCGUCGCGCAUGAGCAAAAUGCGGGGAAAUCCUGGGGCCUUUUGGCAGUGGGUCCUUGGUCGCAACAGGACCACGGAAAUCGAUUCAAUGGCCUCUGCCGUCCACAGGCCAGCACGGCCACAAGUUGGCCAUCUUUGGGCCUACCAGGUCCAUGGACCGCGUUUCAUGGACCUGUCAGGCCUCUUGGCUCCUGCCUCCGGCAUGGCACCUGGGUCAGUGGCCCUUGGUCAUUGUGCUAGUGACCACAUGAUGUAGUCCCUGGCUUUUUGUCAAUAUUCUUCUGCCACUGUGCCUCUGGCCUGAUUGGACUUCGGCCCUCGGGUUUAGACAGAGACUGCACUUCGAUGAGCUACCAAGGGUGGUGAACAGAAUGAUGACUAAUCUUGCCGAUAACCCUAAAUUGUCUAUUCCCGGUAUGGAGAGUUUAUAUAUGAAUGAGAAAGAUGUGAUGAAAGGUGCAAGGGUUUAUAGAAACUUAAUGAUCGGAAUCAGUGUGACUUCA
Messenger RNA from Coccidioides immitis RS, 1008 nucleotides. RefSeq lists its product as uncharacterized. The transcript has 2 exons. The coding region runs from base 1 to 519 and encodes 172 amino acids. Lineage: Eukaryota; Fungi; Ascomycota; Eurotiomycetes; Onygenales; Onygenaceae. The record is from RefSeq and is a predicted model, not a curated record.